AUGGAUAAGUGGAUUGCCAAAUAUCUGGAAGAAUGGCAGACAGACUUUGGGGCUGAACCUGACGCUGAAUCAUCAUUCAAAUUUGUCAAAGAUGCCCUGAUGGCAUUUAAGAAUCUACUGCCCAGCGGGAGCUCGCCGAUAACCAGACUUGAAGCAGUUGCGUCGUUGAUCGCUACCAGGGUUAACAAACAAGACGACCCCAGGGACUUCCUACAGUACCUACAAGGCGUCAUUUUUGAAGCAGCCGCAAUCUCGCCGCUAGAUCCAAGUGACCUUACAGAAGUGAUUCGCAUAUUUCUACAGAAACUUUCCACUCCCGAUGCUGAGUGGUUUAGAUAUGAUUUUGCUAAGAACACGCGGGAAAGGUGGAACGGUCCCGAUACGCCUGGUGCGGAAAAGAACAAAGAGCAGUGCAUACAAGAAUGGGUAUCUCUUAACAUGUUGAUAGCACACCUCACUCGAUUACAUACUAUCUCUCUAGAAACCUAUGCAUUACGGACUUUCUAUCGAACAUUUGAUACGGAGGCCAAUGAGAAUCAACUGGACUACAAUGUUCCAGCUUCUGGGGCUUGGAUCGAUAUUCUGGGCAAGGAGAUUUUUCAAUGGUGUAUGUUGCCUAGGGAAGCUGGCUGCGUGGUGAGUGAGGUUUUUAAUCAGGGGAAAUGGGAGGUUUGGAAGCAAGGUUUUCAGAAAUACUCAAAAGUUGAAAGUCACUUAUCGCCAAGGACAAAGGUGGCCGCUGAUGUGGCGUGGUUGAAGAUGGAUAGUCUUCAAGCGGGACAUGGACAAUAA
Aspergillus alliaceus is the source of this 792-nucleotide messenger RNA. RefSeq lists its product as uncharacterized. NCBI's taxonomy places the organism in Eukaryota, Fungi, Ascomycota, Eurotiomycetes, Eurotiales, Aspergillaceae. The record is from RefSeq and is a predicted model, not a curated record. Bases 1 to 792 code for a protein of 263 amino acids. The transcript has 2 exons.